CCUGGAAAACCCAUCAACAAUUUCCGUGCACCGUAUUUACACACCGACUAUUCACACUGCUAAUACAACAUGGCGAUUGAAACCUCAGUCACGCUUCAUGGAAGAACAUACACUCUCCCAACUCAACCAACCGUCAUAAUCUGCGUCGAUGGCUUCGACCCAGAGUACCUCCAGGAAGGCAUUGCUGCGGGAAUCGUCCCCAAUCUCGCUGGCUUCGUCAAAAACGGCUUCCAUGCCACUGCACAUUCGUGCAUGCCUUCUUUCACCAAUCCAAACAAUGUUUCCAUCAUCACGGGCUCACCACCUGCUGUACACGGCAUUGCAGGCAAUUUCUUCCUCGACAGCGAAACAGGCGAAGAGAAGAUGGUCACCGACGACACGCUCUUGCGCGGCGACACGAUUUUGCAAUUGAUGGCACAGCGCGGUGUCCGCGUCGCUGCGGUCACUGCAAAGGACAAGCUGCGUCGCAUUCUAUCGCAUGGACUACGUGGGACGAACGCGAUCUGCUUUUCGUCCGAGUAUGCUGAGAGCUGUACGAUUGAAGAGAAUGGAAUUGAAGAAGUGGAGGCUUGGAUCGGAAGAAAAGCACCCCAACAAUACUCCGGCGAUCUAUCCAUCUACGUGCUCGAUGCGGGAGUCAAACUGUUGGAGGAAAACCGGGCCGAUCUGUUAUACCUCACGCUCUCGGAUUACAUCCAACACAAGCAUGCGCCAAACUCUGCUGAGGCGAACGAAUUCUUUGUGGCUUUGGAUGAUCGUAUCGGCAAGAUGGUCAAGCGUGGCGCCGUGGUGGCCGUUACUGGAGACCACGGAAUGAGCGACAAGUGUGGAGACGACGGUAAACCAAACAUCUUGUUCCUGGAGGAUGUCCUUACUGCGAGAUGGGGACCGAAAGCAGCGAGAGUCAUCUGUCCCAUCACGGAUCCCUUUGUGCGCCACCAUGGAGCCUUGGGUUCUUUUGUGCGCGUUCAUGUGAAGGACUGGAGGGAUGUGCUUGAGAUGAUAAAGCUGUGUGGGACUCUGCCGCAGGUUGAGUCAGUGCUUAGUGGGCAAGACGCAGCGAGGGUGUAUGAGAUGCCAUUGGAUAGGGAAGGCGAUUUCGUGGUGGUCUCAAAGAAGAACGCGGUUAUUGGGGGUUGCGAGGAGGAACAUGACUUGUCCAACAUCAUCGACCAUCGGCUCCGCUCGCAUGGAGGACUUUCGGAGCAGGAAAUCCCUUUGCUGUUGUCGAAGGCGGUGCGAGAUCAUGAUCUGGCAGUGAAGCAUGGCUUGUGGAGGAACUACGACGUGUUUGACCUAGCAUUGAAUUGGUAA
This is a messenger RNA of Paraphaeosphaeria sporulosa, 1314 nucleotides long. RefSeq names its product Phosphonoacetate hydrolase. Bases 70 to 1314 code for a protein of 414 amino acids. Gene Ontology annotation, molecular function: phosphonoacetate hydrolase activity. Lineage: Eukaryota; Fungi; Ascomycota; Dothideomycetes; Pleosporales; Didymosphaeriaceae. The transcript has a single exon. The record is from RefSeq and is a predicted model, not a curated record.